AGGAAUUGUCACGUGAUGCGACAAAAUUAACAGCCACUCAAAUGGGAAUAAUUUUCAAGAUGGCUACCUAAUGUAACCCGGAGUGUUUAUUCAUGAAAAAAUCAGGGAAAGGUGUGUUAUUUCUGUAAAUAUGUCUAGUCAAAACACACGAACGACUAGAUAUAGUACUAGGAAUACAAAAAAUCGUUCCAACGUGAAACAGUCAUCAACAAGAAGGAAUAACGAAGAAGGAGGCAGAGACAGAUCGAACAGUAAUAGCAGUGGCGAGGAAAAUGACAUUAAACCUGGAAGAAUCAGAUAUAACCUCAGAAAAAGAAGUUUGGACUCAUCAGAAAAUGGUGAAGCUGGAGACCAGAAAGACGCACAGAUGUCUAAACGAAGAAAAUCAUCUUCUCGUUCUGUAGCUCCAUAUUUGAAAGGAAAUGCAGUUGGAGCUCGAUACAUUCAAGAGGAAUUACCCGAUGAAGUUCUUUUGAAGAUUUUGAGUUAUCUGUUGGAGUUUGACCUUUGUCGAGUAGCUUGUGUUUGUAAGAGAUUUAGAACUAUUGCUAAUGAUACAGAAUUAUGGAAAAAAUUGUAUCAAGAGGUAUUUGAGUAUGACUUCCCACUGCUUCACCCAGAACCAAGGGUAUUUAAGUUUCUACAUCCACAAGUUUACUGUGACUAUGAUAAUCCAUGGAAAGAAAGCUUCAGACAGUUGUGUAAAGGUAUACAUGUGAGACCUGGGUUCAGAGAUCUGUAUCACAGAAAAUACAGAAAGUUAAAAGGCAGAGAUAUGAAGUGCUUUGAAACGAUUGAGUUUGCAUAUGACUGGGUUGUAACAGAAGAGUUGGAAAACCAGAUAAUCUUUGUCCAUUCAGGAAUAUAUCAUAGAGAAUAUCUCUUUAUUGACACCAAUGUGGCUAUAAUAGGUGCUGCUUCUGGUAAUGUGAUUGACCAUGUGAUCAUUGAAAGAGAAAGUGAAUCUACAGUAAUGUUUGUAGAAGGUGCUAAAGAUGCUUACUUAGGCUAUGUAACAUUAAGAUUUUCCCCUGAUAUUACAUCGUCUGUACCACAUCACAAACAUUAUGCUUUAGAAGUAACAGACCAUUGUUCUCCAGUUAUAGACAGCUGUAGGAUUAAAAGUACUUCUGUUGUGGGUGCUGCUGUAUGUGUAUCUGGAACAGGUGCUGACCCCUUUAUAAAACAUUGCAAGAUAAAAGACUGUGAAAAUGUGGGACUUUAUGUGACAGAUUAUGCACAGGGUACAUACGAGGACAAUGAAAUCAGUGGGAAUGCCUUGGCCGGUAUAUGGGUAAAGAACCAUGCUAACCCUAUUAUGAGACGCAAUCACAUCCAUCAUGGUAGAGAUGUAGGAAUAUUUACCUUUGACAAUGGCUUGGGAUAUUUUGAAUCUAAUGAUAUCCACAAUAACAGAAUAGCAGGAUUUGAAGUAAAAGCUGGUGCUAAUCCUACUGUUGUUAGGUGUGAGAUACACCACGGUCAGACAGGGGGUGUUUAUGUCCAUGAAAAUGGACGUGGGCAGUUUAUAGAAAACAAAAUCCACUCUAAUAACUUUGCUGGUGUGUGGAUAACAUCAAACAGUGAUCCCACUAUCAGGAAAAAUGAUAUUUAUAAUGGCCAUCAAGGAGGAGUGUAUAUAUUUGGAGAAGGAAGAGGGCUGAUAGAACACAAUAACAUUUAUGGUAAUGCAUUAGCAGGGAUCCAGAUCAGAACAAACAGUCAUCCUAUCGUCAGACAUAAUAAAAUUCAUCAUGGUCAACAUGGCGGUAUAUAUGUUCAUGAAAAGGGACAAGGUCUAAUUGAAGAGAAUGAAGUAUAUGCCAAUACUUUAGCAGGAGUAUGGAUUACGACGGGCAGUACUCCGGUACUACGCAGAAAUAGGAUACAUAGUGGAAAACAGGUUGGGGUGUAUUUUUAUGACAAUGGACAUGGAGUGCUUGAGAACAAUGAUAUCUUCAAUCAUUUAUAUUCAGGUGUUCAGAUAAGAACAGGAAGUAACCCUAUCAUUAGGAAAAACAAGAUCUGGGGAGGACAGAAUGGUGGUAUACUUGUCUACAAUAGUGGACUAGGUCUGAUAGAAAACAAUGAAAUCUUUGACAAUGCAAUGGCUGGAGUCUGGAUCAAAACAGACAGCAAUCCAAUUUUACGUCAAAAUAAGAUAUAUGAUGGCAGAGACGGUGGAAUCUGUAUUUUUAAUGGAGGAAAAGGGAUUCUAGAAGAAAAUGAUAUUUUUCGUAAUGCACAAGCAGGAGUAUUAAUAAGUACAAAUAGUCAUCCAUCAUUACGAAGAAAUCGAAUAUUUGAUGGAAAUGCUGCCGGUAUAGAAAUAACAAACAAUGCUACAGCAACGUUAGAAGGAAAUAAAAUAUUUAACAAUAAAUUUGGAGGACUCUGUCUAGCUAGUGGUGUCCAUCCAAAACAAAAAGAUAACAUUAUCACAGGCAAUCACAACAUGGUACACAGGGCUGUAUCUACUGGACAGUGCUUAUAUAAAAUAUCCAGUUACACAAGUUUUCCAAUGCAUGACUUCUAUAGAUGUCGGACUUGCAAUACAACAGAGAGGAACGCAAUAUGUGUGAACUGUAUAAAAACUUGUCAUGCCAGUCAUGAUGUAGAGUUUAUUCGACAUGAUCGAUUUUUUUGUGACUGUGGAGCAGGGACUCUUAACAAUCAAUGUCAGUUACAAGGUGAACCAACGCAAGAUACAGACACAUUAUAUGACUCUGCUGCACCUAUGGAAACCCACACGUUACGAGUUAAUUGAUGUGUUUUCAUUUCCUGUAAUAACUCGCCUACAUUUUGUUUUAUUUAGCAACAAAUAUGGAAAGAGAACAUCAUCACUUGAAAAGAUUUUAUUUAUGAAACAUUAUUUUUUUUUAUUCAAAGUGACAUGAGCAAGGAUAAAUGUUGCUCAGGCAGGAUAUCCACAAGAUGCUAAAUAUAAUAUAUCUGGUGCCAAAUUUGGAAAUGCAAUAUUUAGUUUUCAUCGAAAUGGGAAAAAACCAUGUGCAUGCUUUAUAUAAUUGCAAAAAGAUAUUUUAACAUUUUAUCUUUUACACAGAAAUGCAAAGUAAUUUUAUUUUCUAUGGAAAUUUAUGGAAAUAUGGGCUAAUGUCCUAAAUAUAAAGUGUACUGUGAUGAAAGUAAUGUCAAUAAAAAAGUGAUAAACUUCAUUUGACAGUUUAAAUGUAUGUGUAAUGCAUUAGCACUGGUGUGCCUAACUGAAAGUAAAGGAGUCUGUAUUACAGAGUUGUGGAUAAUGGCUAUUUCCAUAAAAAAAAAAACCACUGCUGAAUUACCAAAAAAGUGCUUUUUGUGAUGAUUCUAUUUUUGUGAUUUUUGUAUAACUAUUCCACACUUUGUAGAUUUUGAUAUAAAAAGUAUAUUCUUUUUGUGGUUCACAAUAGUAGCUGAUAUACAUAGUAGUUAAAUUUCUCAGCAAUUUCUUUUUAGGGGGAAAGUUUAUUAACAUUUUAAAUAAAGAUUUCUGCUAUAUUUGAUAGGCUAACUCAUAGUUUUUGGUUUUGGUUAAUUGAUGGGUAUACCAGCCAUUUAUAACCAGGUUUAAACUUAUGUCUUAAUAGUAAACAAUAAUCAAUAAAAAACAGGUGUUGUUUUAAAUUUUAGCUUUUAAAGCAUAAUAAAGUAUCCACGGUACUAGAAACUAGCAUUUUAAUGAUUUAGAAACAGAAAUGGCUAUUUUAUAGAAGUAUAUUUUACUUUGUAUUUAAAACAUUGACAACAGCAUUGAAAAGAAAUAUUAAUUUUACUUCUAAGUUUAUAAAUGUAUAUGUAAGAUGCAAAAGGUAUAAAUGUCUGGGUGAUGAUGUUGUAUUUAGGUCAGUAUGGUUAAGCACCAAAGUUUUUAUAUGCACUGCUGUUAUGAUAGAUCUGUACUAUUACUGUGUUCAUUGUUGGGUAUACUGUAAUGGAGUUUAAUUGUUUGUUGUGUAUAUGUUCAUUAUUGCCAUCAUUAGUUUGUAUGUUAUUUUUCACAUGUUUACUAAGAUACUAUAUGAUUUCCACAUUUAUGCAUGUUCCCGUACAUUUCCGAUAUCACAAUGUAUAUGUUAUUACGUCAUAGUAAGAGUCAAUUGUUCAAUGAUGUCAUUACGCCUAUUGACAUCAGUUCAACUGAUGUGACUCAUUCCUGAAAAGGAAAUCAAAACUGGUCUUUUGUUCAUCAGCAAUAUUUGUUGCUAAAUUCACUUUUGUUGUCUAUAAAUAGAAAAAUUGAUAAAAGAAGGUCGAGAACAGGUUUCUCUGAUAUUAGCUAUAUUUUCAUUAAAAUGAAUUUUCCUAAUCUAAUGGUCCAUGGCUAAAAUUGAAAAUAGGAAAUUUCUGAAUAAUUAACACUGAAUUUCUAUGUACUGUUAGGCCAUGCGGUGUUUUUUUUCUGAACAUUUUCAAGUUUCUGAUGUUAACAUUUGCAAGUGUGUUCCCAAUAAGGCAUUUUUUAAUAAUUUGUUUUUCUGACAGGAAAAACUUGUGCAAAACUUUGCACAUUUGUAUAUUUUAUUUUUAUGUGUUUCAACUGAAAUACUGAAUUCUAGGCAAAAUAUCUGUAUUAAUUUUAUACAGUAUAAACAGCUAGACACAUUAUAAUAUAAAAUAUAGUAAAAUGAUCUAAACUUUUGAUUUGUUGUUUCCUCACUAUUUUAAACUUUGAAUUCAACUGUUGCAUGAAUAAUGACAGUUAAAGACCAAAUAUUGUGAAAUAGUAUGACUUUGUGUGUAAGAAAGACCCUAUAUAGACAUUUGUUGAUCAUUAUUCUUAUCACUGCCAUUUUAUAAUAACAUUGACAUUUACAGUUCAAAUUUUAUUUUAUGUGUCAGUUGAAAACAUUAUGUUACUAUGGUUACAGAGAGAUUGUUGGUUGUUUUAUCUUGUUGAGUGUGUUACUUGUCCUAUAUUUUAAGUGUAUAUUACACGUUGUGUAUAAUCGUUCAUAAUUUUCUGUUUCUUUAUUGUGGCUUUAUGGUAAAUUGGUGCUUUGAAACUUUUCAGGAAUUAAAAUUGUAUUUUUACUAAACAUUAUAAAUGUUUCAGGACUGUUUCAGAAAACCAAUUGAUUCGAUUUUUUAAUUAAAAAAACAAAAUAGAUAAUAUUCCUGCUUAAAUUCUAUAUUAUCCUGUAUGGUAACAUCUAUGUGAACAUUCUUGUUUUCUAUUGCCAUAAAGCAUCUAAUAUUGAAGCAGAAAAUGUCUUUAUUGUUUUGUUAUGUAUUUUGUUUAGAUUCUAUUCUUAACUUUCCUGUGAUUUUUGUGUUAAAUCCUGGUGAUGUCAUUCUGAAAAUACAAAAAUUCAACUCAGGAAUUUCUCAUUUUUUUCUUCAUUAUUUUAUAGACUUGUUUCAGAUACAGCAUAUGAAAUAUCAUAGGAAAGUUUUAUUUUUGUUGUAAAUUAUUGGCUGAUUUGUACAGAACUCAUUAUUUAAUAUAAGAUAAAUUAAUUUGUACAAUAUAAAUCCUAGAUCUAAAUAAAUAAGAAUAGUUCAAACCAUUAUAAACAACACUUUUCAAGGUUCUGGUAAACUUUGCAUGAGAGAUGAUAACUUAUUUUUCUAGCAUGAAUGUUUAAUGUAAAUAUUAUCUCUGUAGUAGCCAAUGACAUUGUGAAACAAAGAUCUAUAUAAAAAAGAAGGUCCAAUUAUAUUUCGAGUGUACUGAUAAUGUAUCAAGCAACAGAUACCAAUGAUUCUGUUGUAAGUGUCAAAUUAAAUGAUUCCGUCCAAAAAUAAUCAUUUAAAUCUUUCUUGAAUACAUUCAGGAAAAGUCAGGUGAAAUGCUACUUGAUCAAGAGUUUACUAGUAAAUAAUGAAGAAAGCCAAUACACAUAAAUCUCCUGAAACAACCAUAUCCAGUUUUAUGUUACUGUAACCAAACAACUCCACAAGGCAUUAACUAUGUAGACUUUGGGAUUCUGUGUUUACAUUCUUGUUGUUUUUUCUUGAUAAAUGGGACUUAUUUUGUAUGUUUUGUUUAUUUUUGGAUUUGAUAGAGUUCAUAUACAUAAUUAGAGUAUUUAUUAGAGUAUGACUGUGUUUAAGAGAGUGAUAUAUCAUAAUAAAAACACCAAUAUAUGAUCAGAUCAUCAGAAAAAAAUAAAUAUGUUCAAAAUA
Mytilus trossulus (common blue mussel) is the source of this 6126-nucleotide messenger RNA. RefSeq names its product F-box only protein 11-like. NCBI's taxonomy places the organism in Eukaryota, Metazoa, Mollusca, Bivalvia, Mytilida, Mytilidae. The record is from RefSeq and is a predicted model, not a curated record. The transcript is spliced from 19 exons. Bases 131 to 2767 code for a protein of 878 amino acids. Gene Ontology annotation, biological process: regulation of apoptotic process; ubiquitin-dependent protein catabolic process. Gene Ontology annotation, molecular function: zinc ion binding; protein binding.